Molecule: messenger RNA, 879 nt
Organism: Vanrija pseudolonga
Lineage: Eukaryota; Fungi; Basidiomycota; Tremellomycetes; Trichosporonales; Trichosporonaceae
Product: Serine/threonine-protein kinase Nek2
Exons: 7
Coding region: 1-879 (292 amino acids)
Biological process (GO): protein phosphorylation
Molecular function (GO): protein serine/threonine kinase activity; ATP binding
Source: RefSeq, a predicted model, not a curated record
AUGAUCGGAAUUCCAGGGUACGUAGUUCAAGGUCGACUAGGGGCAGGUGGAUUCGGAACGGUAUAUCGCGCAGAAAGAACGAAGGAUGAUCAGGUAUGCGCCAUCAAAGUCCAAACAGAGAUAAGGUCGUCGCUAGGUGUACGACUAUUCGCCAACGAGAUUGCCACCAUGUCUCAUUUGUCUCACCCCAACAUCGUAUCUUUCAUCGAAGUCAUUACGCACGAAUCUAAGACCCAUCUAGUGAUGGAGUACUGUGACGGUGGCGACCUGCGAGGUUUGUUGGACGAUUACUUGGAAGCUGGCCAAGGCAUUUUUGAGGAGGACGUACAAUCAAUCUUUCUUCAAGUCCUCCUCGGACUUCACCACUGCCAUAGUCACCUCAAGCAAGGUUCAAUUGUUGUGCACCGGGACAUCAAACCGGAGAAUGUGCUUCUCACGUCUGGGGGGAUAGUAAAGUUGGCAGACUUUGGACUAUCCGUCACCCUUAAAAGACGAAAGGCGCAUGCGACUUCCAUAGUAGGGGUGCGUACCAUGCUUCCACACAUCUCUGCCUCGCUGAGACUGACUGUGAAAGACAAGCGGCUACGUUGCGCCGGUGGGACUGAAGCGGUACAGGAAAUACACGCAGGGCACCCUUACGGCACGGCCGCAGAUAUGUUCAGCCUGGGGUGCCUCCUGUAUGAGAUGUGUACAUUUGACAUUCCAACAGUGCACACCAACGACCAGGGCACCAUGACGAUUGAGGGUUCCAUUCCUGCCGAAUUUUCGCGUGGAAUGCAGGACAUUACUUGUCAUCUUCUCAACCCGGAGCUAUUAACCUUCCCGACCACAGGGGAGUGGCUCCAAGACAUAUUCUCCAUUUCGGAAGCUCCGAGGUAG